AUGGAACGGCCCUACAGCCCGAACGUGCACGCCGCGCUCGCGGCGAUGAACCACAACGCGAUCAACUACGACCUGUGCGUUCAGGUGAUCCAGCUCGCGAUGACGAUGACGCCGGCGACGCGGGCGGAUUGGGUCAACGCGGGCGGCGGCGGCGCGAUGGACGCGAUCCUCGUGUUCCUCCCGGGCGUGAAGGAAAUCGAGACGUUACGAAAGGCGUUACUCGACGUCCCGAACGGCCCGUUCGAGCUCGAGCCGCAGAGGAGCUGGAUCAUGCCGCUGCACGGGACGCUGCCGCACGAGGAGCAGGCGGAGGUGUUCAAGCGCCCGCCGCCAGGCGCGUUCUAUACACUGGUCCCCAUACGACCCCGUCGCCGUGGGUGCCGCAAAAUCGUGCUGUCCACGAACGUCGCGGAGACGUCCGUGACGAUCGACGACGUCGGGUUCGUGGUCGACACCGCGCGACACAAAGAGAACAGGUACGACCCGGACCGCAGGAUGAGCUCGCUGCAGGACGCGCUCGCGCCGAGGGCGAACUUGAAGCAGCGGAGAGGCCGCGCCGGUCGCGUCGCGCCGGGCGUCGCCUUCCACUUGCUCACGCGGCACCGCGCGGACGUCAUGGCGCCGCCGCAUCAAGAGCCGGAGGUUCGAAGAGUCGCGCUCGAGCAGCUCGUGCUUCGAAUUCGCGCGCUGCCGGUGUAUCGACAGCGCGGCACGUCCGCCGCGGAGGUGUGCGCGCGUCUGUUGGAGCCGCCCGCGGUGGACGCGGUGAACAAAGCCGUGGAGGAGCUCGUGUUGUUGGAGGCGAUGACGCCGCAGACGGCGACGAAGCGAGAGGACCUGACCCCGCUCGGGAUACACCUGUCCGCGCUGCCGAUCGACGCGCGUCUCGGAAAGCUAAUCUUAUUGGGCACCAUCUUCGGCGCGUGCGACGAGGCGCUCGUCGUCUCAGCGGCGUUGUCCGUGCGGUCGCCGUUCGUGUCGCGCGCGGACGACCGCGCGAAGGGCGAGGAGAACAAGAAGCGGUGGGCGAAGCGAUCGGGGGUAUCGUCCGACCACGUCGCGGUGUUGCGAGCGUACGCGAGCUGGGACGCGCUCGGGAAGAGCGCGGACCGGAAGCGGUGGUGCAGAGACAACAUGCUCGGCAACCGAACGCUGCAGCAGAUGGCCGGGCUGAAGCGGCAGCUUCUAGAGGCGUUGUCCUACUCCGGGUUCGUUCGCGGGGGGCUCACCGUGAAGUCGUUGGAGGAGGACGCGAACGCCGCGGACGGCUCCGACGGCGUUCGCCUCGCGCUGGAGCGACCGUGGCCGGGCGGCGCAUCGGAGCGCUUCGCGAGGGGCGGCGGCGGCGGCGACGGCGACGGCGACGGCGACGGCGACGGCGACGACGCCGCGACGCGACGCCGCCGUUCCGCGUUGUUGUGCUCCCUCCUCUGCGCCGCGCUCUACCCGCAAAUCGCGACGCUGCACCGGCCGCCGCUCAAGCCCGAUCAACGGCGCGGCGCGGACCGCGCCCCCCCGAAGGUUUUCGUCCGCGAUCGCGCCGGCGCCGACGCCGCGCCGGAGCAGGUGAUGAUUCACCCGUCGUCCGUGAACGCGAAGGCUGAUUCGGGCGGCUGCGGCGCGAACGGAUUUCGCACGCCGUUCCUCGCCUACCACGACCUCGUGCGCACGAGCAAGGUGUUCAUACGCGAGACGACGCCGGUGCCGCCGCUCGCGUUGCUGUUGUUCGGCGGCGCGCUGCAGGUUGGUGACGUGGACUUCCCCACGCCCGGCGCGGACGCGUGCUUAGUCGUCGACGGGUGGAUUCGGUGUCGGACAUCGGCGCCGGCGCAGCGGCUGCUGUUGGAAGUUCGAGCCGCGCUGGAUGGGAUCUUGAAGCGGAAGAUUCGAUCGCCGGAGCGGCCGCUCAGCGCGGCGUCGCGGGGGUUGUUAGACGCGGUCGUGGAGUUGGUCUCCGAGGACGUCGCGACGUGGUGA
Molecule: messenger RNA, 1977 nt
Organism: Micromonas pusilla CCMP1545
Lineage: Eukaryota; Viridiplantae; Chlorophyta; Mamiellophyceae; Mamiellales; Mamiellaceae
Exons: 2
Coding region: 1-1977 (658 amino acids)
Cellular component (GO): intracellular anatomical structure
Molecular function (GO): helicase activity; RNA binding
Source: RefSeq, a predicted model, not a curated record